Messenger RNA from Eucalyptus grandis, 1113 nucleotides. RefSeq names its product protein YELLOW LEAF 1, choloroplastic. Gene Ontology annotation, biological process: chloroplast organization; thylakoid membrane organization. Lineage: Eukaryota; Viridiplantae; Streptophyta; Magnoliopsida; Myrtales; Myrtaceae. Gene Ontology annotation, cellular component: chloroplast. The coding region runs from base 319 to 855 and encodes 178 amino acids. The transcript is spliced from 5 exons. The record is from RefSeq and is a predicted model, not a curated record.
GACUUUCUUCUCUCUCUCUCUCUCUGCCGUCUUCUGUUGGAUUUCUUGGUUCUCCUUUUCAAGGCGGCGGCGGCGACGGAGGAGGUAAAGGCUCGAUCUUGCACCGUCAUGCGAUGCAGAGCUAUCGUCUCUCCUGAAGGGUAGUUUCUCCAAGGGACAAGCACUCUGUGUUUCGAUGCCGCUCGCAUCCUAGGGGAGCAAAAUUCGCCCUUUGCUUGUUCCAUUUUCGAGCUUUCUUGCCUCGCCUCUUCCGGUUCAUCGGCGGACUUAAGUGGGCUGGAACCAAAAUAAGGUUACAUUGAUCAAAUUCCCACAAAGAUGUCAAUGCUGGUUUCGAGCACUAUCUCCUCCAUCCCUCAACUACCAAUAGUUAGAGCAGACGCUUGGUUGCAAGAUCGAACUAAACACUUGCCCUCAGAGCUCCGUGUGCAAUCUCAACAUGUAUACGCUCAAAGGGGAAAAGUAAAGCUCAUUGCUUCAAGUCCAGCUGGAGUGGGAUUACAACUAGAGCCCAUUGAUAGGAGAUUUGCCAAGGCUUCAGUUGGAAGGAGAUCCGCUUCAGCCAUCUGUUUUGCAGCUUUGAAUGCUAGAUGUGCUGAAGGGCAAACCCAGACUAUCACCCACAAAGCACCGACAAUUACUCAAGCACCUACUCAUGUCCAAGAGAAGUCGCCACAGCUUGAAGAUGGCGGUUCAGGCUUCCCACCCCGUGAUGACGGCGAUGGUGGGGGUGGUGGGGGCGGCGGUGGCGGGAACUGGUCAGGUGGGUUUGCCUUUUUCGGCUUCCUCGCUUUCCUGGGCUUCUUAAAGGACAAAGAAAGCGAAGGCGACUACAGAGAUAGCAGGAGAAGAUGAAUCUGAGCAUGAGAUGAGAGAAGUUGGAUGACCUCAAUAGAAGUCCGGCUUAUCCUAUUCUUUUCUUUUUCCCUGCGUGUUGUUUAGCAUUUGUAGGCUCGAUUUUUGUCAUCGCGCCGACCACAAUACUGUCUCCUAAAUGACGCAGUGAGUUGGUUUCUAGAGGGAUUUGUCACAAGGGUAUCGUUAGCAAGUGUCCCGAGAAUAAUAGUGAAAGACCCAAAAAAGUAUACCACCACAUUUUGAAAAUUGAAGCAC